This is a messenger RNA of Clunio marinus, 428 nucleotides long. The record is from the annotation of a GenBank genome assembly. Lineage: Eukaryota; Metazoa; Arthropoda; Insecta; Diptera; Chironomidae.
AUGUCACGAAAUGACAUAUUAAGAGCGUUUAAAAUUCUCCAUAGGAUUGUGCAACAGACUUUUGAAGGAGAUAAACGUGCAAUUGUAGAAGCUCGUCACAGAAUUAAUUUAGAAUUUAGGAAAAAUUCGACCAUCAAAGAGCAAGAAGUCAUUCAUGAAAAAUUGAAAAUCGCAAAGGAUGUUGGUGACAUACUGAAACAUCAAGUGGUGCAAGCUGUUAAGAAUCCCGAAAGUGAUCAUUAUGAAUUGAAACUUCGUAACGACACAGCGAAACUCGACAAUGUCAUAUUCAAAGAAGAUGCAAUUAUACCUGAACCUCGGAGUAAAAAAUGUAAACCAGAUGCCAGCUAAUUGAUUGAUAAUUGUCAAGUGACAAAUUUUAGUGUUUAAUAUCAAAAUUAAAAUAAAAAUUAAUAUCGCAUUAGGAA